AUGACGGCCACAAGUGCGGGCGCCACCAGGUUGCGGCCGCCAGGACGAGUGGACGACGGCCACAAGGGCAAGCGCCGUGGGCGUGAUGCUCCACAUCGCGGCUGCAUUCAGCUCCCAGGUCACCGCAGGGAAGACCUGCGCUGCCUUCCUUCGCUUCUCCUUGAUGCAGACAAGGACGCCACGCCGUCACUGCCGUGGGGAAGAAGAUAUUGGAACUCCACAGAAAAAGGAAUACUUUCUUUGAGCAGAAACUCCCAGCGCUGCAAGAGCAUGGGUAUCCACUUUACAUUAAGGGAAUCGGAGGAGAAAGCAAAGCUUCUUGUUGAAGAGAGAGAUCGUUUGCUAACAGAGAGAGAUUCUGCUCUUCAAGAAGCUCAGGUGUGGUGCUCAAAACUAGGAAAAGCUAGAGGAAAUGCUGUAAUUCUAGAAGCAGCUGUUGUCAGAGCUGAAGAGAAAGCUAGGUGUGUGUACAACUGUGUUGAGCGUGUGUGUGUAUACCUGAACUUUCAUGUUUAG
This is a messenger RNA of Miscanthus lutarioriparius, 516 nucleotides long. Lineage: Eukaryota; Viridiplantae; Streptophyta; Magnoliopsida; Poales; Poaceae. The record is from the annotation of a GenBank genome assembly.